Trifolium pratense (red clover) is the source of this 1168-nucleotide messenger RNA. RefSeq lists its product as uncharacterized. The transcript has 6 exons. NCBI's taxonomy places the organism in Eukaryota, Viridiplantae, Streptophyta, Magnoliopsida, Fabales, Fabaceae. Bases 81 to 1040 code for a protein of 319 amino acids. The record is from RefSeq and is a predicted model, not a curated record.
CUUCAAUACAACUCAGUUCUGAAAACUAGCCGUUACAUAACCUCAUCAGAUCUCACUCUGUCUCUCAACUCCGAAACACCAUGGCUACCACCUUCGACGACACACUUUCUCCUCUUCCUCACAUCAAACAGGAUGAUGAAGAAACAAACGCUGUUAAUUCAUCCUCUCCUCAGUUUAGUCCAUCUUCUGAUAAACGAUUCUGGAGCACACUCCGUUGUAGAAUUGAUUCUCUUCUCGAUAAUCGUCAACCAAAAAUUUCAGAUUCACAUCAUCCAUCUACCUCUACAGAACAAACCCAUUUGAAUGAACGAGGAAAUCGUUUGAAGGAAGAUUCGUUGUUACUCAUCAGAGGCUUUGAUUCUGUUUCUCAUACACUCUCUCUUUUGUCUAAUAAUCUGGACAAUGCCUUACAGGGUGCUAGAGAAUUGGGGAAUCCACCCACAUUAACUGAUAUAUUCAAAAGCACAAUUGUUGAGUCAGAAAAGAAAGAACAAGAAGAUUCAGGAGAGUCAAAACAAGGAGUGAAAAGGAAAAUUGAUGAAUCCUAUGAAGAUAAUGUCAUAGAGUCACAAACUGAAAAUGGAGGAAAAAUGCAUGAUAAGCAUAUCAAGAAAGCAAGAAAUCUUGCAGUAUCAAUGGCAAGCAAAACAGCUUCACUUGCAAGAGAGUUGAAGUCUCUUAAAUCAGAUUUAUGUUUUAUGCAAGAAAGAUGUGGUCUGCUUGAAGAAGAGAAUAGAAGACUGCGCGAUGGAUUUGCUAAAGGAGUUAGGCCUGAGGAAGAUGAUCUGGUGAGGCUUCAGCUGGAAGCACUUCUUGGUGAGAAGGCAAGACUAGCCAAUGAGAAUGCAAAUCUGAUGAGAGAAAACCAAUGCCUUCACCAGCUGGUGGAGUACCAUCAACAUACUUCAGAAGAUCUCUCCGAGUCAUACGAGAAUGUCAUCCAAGGAAUGUGUUUGGACUUCUCAUCACCGCCACGAACAAUUUAUGAAGAGACAAGAGAUGAUGAUGGUGAUGAUGACGACACAAAUAGAGAACUAUGAACACCAAUGAACUGUUAUCUUUAGUAAAUCAUUUGUAUAAGUUUUCAGCAGAACUUUUGAGGAUGGAGAAGAACCCUCUCUUCUUGUAAAACUAAAUUUUAAGAAAUAUUAAUUUUUCCUUCUAAUAA